Molecule: messenger RNA, 1454 nt
Organism: Dendrobium catenatum
Lineage: Eukaryota; Viridiplantae; Streptophyta; Magnoliopsida; Asparagales; Orchidaceae
Product: probable RNA helicase SDE3
Exons: 2
Coding region: 104-1150 (348 amino acids)
Source: RefSeq, a predicted model, not a curated record
GUUAUUUUACAAUGAUCAGAAAUGGAGUGAAUAUCUGUUGAAGGGAGUCAAACUGGAGCUACAAAGUAGAACCAACUCAAAAAAUACACAAGAGUCGUCGCGCAUGAAAAGAAAGAAUACUAUGCUAGUUCAGAGAGACUUUGUAGCCUUUGAGAUUGAUUCAGUUCCUGAGAAGCGUCCAUAUCUUCUAUCAAGAGAUUUUGUCUUCCUUAAACCGUUGAAUGAGUUUGCUGGACCUUUCAAGGGGAGACUCUUUCGGUUGGUGAAAAGCACAACUGUUCUAGUUGAAUUCGGAGACGAUUUCCAUUCACAGCAUUCUCCAGCCAAAAGAUACGAUGUUAGCUUCUCCUUCAAUAGAGUCUGCCUGAAGCGAGCCCACCAAGCCAUAUCAGUUGCAAGUGAUCCUUCAUUACACAAUGUCCUAUUCCCUGAUCAAACUGUCUCAUAUCACCCCAACACUUCGCACUUCAUCCCUGAUAAGGCAGUUAAAUUUCAGGACCAUGUAAGGAAGAUUUUGAAUCACAAAGGCCCCAUACCUUUUCUUGUGAAUGGGCAGCUGGUCCAAAACCUGUCGCCCACCGGACUGGUUAUUCAAUUAGCACUGGUGAAUAUUUACAGAACUAAUCCCCGCUGCAGAAUCCUUGUAUGUGCUCCCACCAACGAUACAUCUGAUGUGUUGUUGAGAAGUUUGAAGAAAGAAAUACCAGAUUCUAGUCUUUUCCGAGCUAAUGCUGCCUACCGAGAUUACGAUCUUGUGCCUGAUGACAUAAUUCCUGCAUCCCUAUAUGAGGAAGAUGGCGAGCGCUUCGCAUGUCCGCCACUUGCAGAGCUCAAAUGUUUCAAUAUAAUAACAUCCACCUUUAUGAGCAGCUUCAGGCUUUAUGCUGCAGGGCUUGAUUCGGAGCAUUUCACGCACAUAUUUUUAGCGGAUGCUUCUCUGGCUACAGAGCCUGAGGCAAUUGUUCCUCUUGCUCAUUUCGUUGGCAGGAACACCAUCGUUGUGGUCGCUGGCUGCUCAGGCAAAUCUCCUUAUUGGGUGCGAUCUGAUAUUGCUCGUAAGCACGGAUUGAAAGUGUCUUACUUCGAUAGGCUUCUCGCGAGGGAGCCCUAUCUGAGCAAUGAUUCUAUGUUUAUUGCUCGUCUUGCUUAGAUAAAUUGCUCGUAGUGCAGUGAUGGUUUUGGUUAUUUUGAUGUAGUAUCGCCCAGGAGAGUAUAACUGUAUAAGUAUGCUUUUCUAAAAGCUCUGUAUGUGAAUAUUGUUAAUUGUGUGUUUAGGGUUUAAGCUUCGUUUGGGAUGACUUUUUUUCGAUUUCUUAAAGCAUUUUUUUAAUACAAAAAUUAAAUUUUUUGUAUUUGAAAGUUACCUUUAAGAAACAGUAAAAAAGUCGUCCCAAAUGAAGCCUUUGCUGCCUUUUUGUGAAUAUUGUUAAUUAUUACUUAUAGCUUGAAGAUUA